Molecule: messenger RNA, 648 nt
Organism: Lodderomyces orthopsilosis Co 90-125
Lineage: Eukaryota; Fungi; Ascomycota; Pichiomycetes; Serinales; Debaryomycetaceae
Exons: 1
Coding region: 1-648 (215 amino acids)
Source: RefSeq, a predicted model, not a curated record
AUGCAAAUCUACACCAUACCCUUAAUAUUGCUUGUCUCUGGUGUCACACAAUCAGCUAUUAUACCAUUUAGAGACUCUGUCGAGAUCGUAUUCACACCAGAGGAUAUCAAAAAAGGUUCUGAUUAUGUCUUGUGGAAAGUACCAACAGUUAAAAAUAACUUCAAGACAACUGUGAAGCAGAAGUUACUAAAUAGGUUGUUAUCCAAAGACCUUCAAGAGUUGCGUUUGAAUUCUCCGUUUAAUGAAGAAGACACACUCGUGUCGAAUAGCAAAGCUAGCGCGGAAGACACAAUAAAUGAGGUAAAGGCACUGGCUAACUUACCACUACAGAACAUUCUGCUCGAAGUGGAGAAGCCAAAAGGGUUAGUAAACUCAGUAUUGAAAGGGCCUUCGGCGACUGAGAAAACACAAGGGAAGGUUAGAUACAUUAAUGAAAAGAAAGAUAUAACCCAACAGACGGUGGGUUUUGAUAUCAUUAAGGCAAAGGAGAAAAUGGUUGGGCAAGUACAGAAAGAGGACCUUGGUGAACAUGUUGGGUAUCUGAAACCGAGCAACAUCAAAAACAGAAAACAUGAUUUUGAUAGGGUGGUGAAAAGUCCAAAUGGGGAAAACAAAGAGGAUAGUGACACUGAUUAUGAGUCCAAGUGA